Molecule: messenger RNA, 2040 nt
Organism: Ostrinia furnacalis (Asian corn borer)
Lineage: Eukaryota; Metazoa; Arthropoda; Insecta; Lepidoptera; Crambidae
Gene: TPT
Product: triose-phosphate transporter-like protein
Exons: 4
Coding region: 178-1116 (312 amino acids)
Source: RefSeq, a predicted model, not a curated record
AAAUUACCUACCUUGACAUUAUUCUUCUUUCGAGUCGUGUCUGUAUGGAAAUAAAUGCCUCCGCGGACUGGAGACCGAGAGAGAGGAAUAUGACACGUCUCACGUCCAACGAGCCGCAGCGAGAGCGAUGCGACGGUGACCGGACUGACCGGAAAUAGAAGAAGUCCGCAAGUCGCGAUGGGGCUGCAGGGCUCGCGGCGCGAGGCGCUGGCGGUGGCGGCGCUGUGCGCGGCGUGGUACGCCGUGAGCUCGGCCAGCAACGUGCUGGGCAAGCUGGUGCUCACAGACUUCCCGUUCCCCAUGACCGUCACCAUGGCGCAGCUGCUGGCCAUCGUGCUGCUGAGCGCGCCGGCCUUCGGCGCCGCCGGCGUGCGGCGCGAGACCGACUUCCCGCGCGCCUACUACUGGCGCACGCUCGUGCCGCUCGCCUUCGCCAAGUUCCUCACCACCGUCUGCUCGCAGGUCUCCAUUUGGAAAGUUCCAAUAUCUUACGCGCACACGGUGAAGGCGACGACGCCGCUGUGGACGGCGGCGCUGGCGCGGCUGCUGUUCGGCGAGCGGCAGCCGCGCGCGGUGCAGGCGGCGCUGCUGCUGAUCGCGGCGGGCGUGGGCGUGGCGUCGGCCACGGAGCUGCACUUCGACGCGCUGGGGCUGGGCGCCGCGCUGGCCGCCGCCGCGCUGCUCAGCCUGCAGCACCUGUACUCCAAGCGCGUCAUGCGCGACACGGGCGUGCACCACCUGCGCCUGCUGCAGGCGCUGGGCCGGCUGGCGCUGCUGCUGUUCCUGCCUCUGUGGGCGUGGAGCGACGGCGCGGCGCUGCUGGGCGCGGCGCCGGCGGGCGGCUGGGCGCGCGUGGGCGCGCUGCUGGCGGGCGACGGCGCGCUGGCGUGGCUGCAGGCGGUGCUGGCGUUCAGCGUGCUGUCGCGGGUGUCGCCGCUGGCCUACGCGGUGGCGUCGGCGGCCAAGCGCGCGGCGGUGGUGGGCGCGUCGCUGCUGCUGCUGCGCAACCCGGCGUCGCCGCUGAACGUGGCGGGCAUGGCGCUGGCGGCGGGCGGCGUGCUGGCCUACAACCGCGCCAAGCUGCGCGCGCGCGAGCGGCCCGCGCUGCCCGUGUGACCCGCGCCGCGCGCCGCCCCCGCCGGCCCGGUGUGUAGGAAGAUUUAGCUAUUAUUUAGACUUUUCGUCGAACUGUGACGUGACUGACUUUUUUACAUACUUUUGUUGAGAUUAUAAGCUCACAGUGAUACUUCGAUGUGAAUAAUUUAAUGAAAUUGUUUUGUUUAGAGAGCCGAUUUUCCUCGACCGAUCGUCAGAUAACUAUUACUGAGACUAGCUGUGGCCGCGACUUCGUACGCAUGAAAAUAUUUUGAAUAAUAUUUCCUGUUUUUGCAACAUUUUUCUUUACUACUCCACCCCUAUUGGCUCUGGCUGUAGUGUAGGGUGAUGUUAUACAGGGUGGAAUUUUGUAAUACCACCUGUAGCCUUAUUCACGUAACAAAACUUCAACGACAACAAAUCGCUGAAUGUGAUACGUGAAUUAGGCCACUGAUGGGAAAAUACUCUUAAAAAUGUAGAUAGAAAAUUUUAAGUAAAAAAAAAUCAUUCCUUUAUUAUCUAAAAGAAAUAGAAAACUGCAUUCAAAGAUUUUCAGAUAUUUGCUUGACACACCUGAGAAUCAAACCAACUAAAAUUGUUAAAAAUUACACCCUGUAUUUUUAUUGCAUCGAUCGUUAGGGUUAAGCAUAAGGAUGAAAUCUCUAGCAAACAUCAAAUGACAAAAUCAUGAAAUCUUAAAUUAUUUUAAUUAUUUACAGGAAAAUUGUAUGGUGGGGAAUUUUCGGAAAUGUUUGAAUGCAGUUCUAUUCCUUUUCAAAAAUAAAGGAAUGUUUUCUUUGAGUAAAAUUUUCUGAGUACUUUCUCUCCAAGUGGUAUUACAUAAUUCCAGCCUGUAUACUACUCUAAACCGUUUAUGCUCAGAAUGCCAACUUCUCAAAAUGCCAACCGCUCGCAAAAUGACAACUUCUCAGAAUGCCAACUUCU